Messenger RNA from Vicia faba (fava bean), 621 nucleotides. The record is from the annotation of a GenBank genome assembly. NCBI's taxonomy places the organism in Eukaryota, Viridiplantae, Streptophyta, Magnoliopsida, Fabales, Fabaceae.
AUGCCUUCUCGCAGAAGAACUCUCUUAAAGGUCAUCAUUCUCGGUGACAGCGGUGUGGGGAAGACGUCUUUGAUGAACCAAUAUGUGAAUAAGAAGUUUAGUAAUCAGUACAAGGCAACCAUUGGAGCGGAUUUCUUAACCAAAGAAGUGCAAUUUGAAGAUAGGCUUUUCACCUUACAGAUUUGGGAUACAGCUGGCCAGGAAAGAUUCCAAAGCCUAGGAGUUGCUUUCUAUCGUGGUGCUGAUUGCUGUGUUCUUGUAUAUGAUGUUAAUUCAGUGAAGUCGUUUGACAACCUUAAUAACUGGAGGGAAGAGUUUCUCAUUCAAGCAAAUCCUUCCGAUCCAGAGAAUUUUCCCUUUGUCGUUAUAGGAAACAAGAUAGACAUUGAUGGUGGGAACAGUAGAGUGGUUUCUGAAAAGAAGGCUCGGGCAUGGUGUGCAGCAAAAGGAAAUAUCCCGUAUUUUGAGACAUCUGCUAAAGAAGGUAUUAAUGUUGAAGAAGCAUUCCAAACCAUAGCAAAGGAUGCCCUGAAAAGUGGGGAAGAGGAAGAAUUAUAUCUGCCAGACACUAUUGAUGUUGGAAACAGCAAUCAGCCAAGGUCAACCGGAUGCGAGUGCUGA